AUGUGCAGGCCUGGCGGUGACCAUGCGCGAUUGAAGUUGCGCGCGCAGGAUGUCGUUGGUCGUGCGGGAUUCCUUCGAAAUUUGCAAUGGCCAUUGGGAUUAUUGGGUGGUCGACAGAAGCGUGGGAACCAGACGGCUACAUUGGAGAAGGAUUUUGAUGGCGACACGUCGCCGGAAGAGGAGCUAGCUCGGCUUACCAACCCGCAGCAGAAUGUCGCCAUAUUGGGUACGCGGGAUUGCACCUACAACCACCAACAGGAGAUCGAGGCGCUCACCCAGGGACACGUGGAAAGGGGGCAUCGCAUUUUCACGUCAGGGUCCAGCGGCACAAACUCGGCAGUGAUCAAAGCAGUCCUUGACAAAGGAAGGCCUGAGUUGCUCACAGUUGAGCUUCCACAAAGCUUGGAAAAGCAAGACGACGAGGUUCAGGUGCUGCUGGAGAGGUGCAAGGAAGAAGGGGUGACAGUAUGUCCCCACAGGGAAUGCGACCACUUGGAGCUUGCUGCCGCUGCUGCGAAGUGCAACACACGCAUUCUGGGUCAAGUAGACAGACUGGUGGUUUUCGCCACCCACCGCUCCGACAAAUACUUGGGCUUGGUCAAGGAGGCCAAGAACAACAAUGUGAUGGUGGCGGCCUUUAACGUCGAAGUGUGA
Messenger RNA from Symbiodinium natans, 654 nucleotides. The record is from the annotation of a GenBank genome assembly. NCBI's taxonomy places the organism in Eukaryota, Dinophyceae, Suessiales, Symbiodiniaceae.